Molecule: messenger RNA, 6695 nt
Organism: Varanus komodoensis (Komodo dragon)
Lineage: Eukaryota; Metazoa; Chordata; Lepidosauria; Squamata; Varanidae
Gene: B3GNT8
Product: UDP-GlcNAc:betaGal beta-1,3-N-acetylglucosaminyltransferase 8
Exons: 4
Coding region: 3792-5033 (413 amino acids)
Cellular component (GO): membrane
Molecular function (GO): protein N-acetylglucosaminyltransferase activity
Source: RefSeq, a predicted model, not a curated record
AAUUGUGUUUGAGUUUCAGUCUUCAAAGACGCUUUUGUUCUCUGCACCAGAGAAAGCAGUAAGCGAGGAAGGCCUCUGGCAUCUUUUCAGAUUUGAACAGGAAAGGAGCUCUGGCGGGUGAGACCAAAAGGCCGUCUCGUCCGGCAUCCUGUUCCCAACAGCUGAAAACCCCACCUGAGAAGCUCCCAAAGCAGGGCAUAAAAACAGUGGUGUCCUCUCCCCCAUGAAUCAUCUCUCAGCAUCGAGCACUUACAGGUACACUGCCUUCGAAUUUGGAGGCUCCACUUAGCCAUGGCGAUAGGUGGGUGGCAUUUGGAGCAUAGCCCCCACUGCUGUUUUGCGGCUGUGCAGAUUGUAACCCACCCAGAGAGCUCCAGCAACGGGGCAGUAAAGACUAAGAAUAAAAACAGCAUAGAAUUUUCUUUCCCUCUUGCCGUUUUGCAUGAGGCUUACGCAGAAUCGCCGUUGGUCCUGCCGAUCACGGUUAGAGUCGUGUCUGGUUUGGAGCACUGGUCGCUCGCUCACACGCACCUCCCAUUUGCAGAGGUGCCACCCCUUUUUCGCCACGCGUGUCGGCACGUGUUCUCCAUGUCUGCUAGCUCAGCCUCUGUCGCUAGAUCUGUUUCGGAGCCUCAGAUGGAAAGCACCUGAGCUGCACAUUCGUGGGCUGUUGACGAAAACACUGCCCCUUUUUUGCAAGUAAGAACAAGCCUUGCGUUAGCGACGACCUGUGGGACUCGCGCACUUAGGAAAGGAGCCAGUCUCUGCACUUGGGGAAUUCUGUGGCUAAAUGCUGUUGCAGCACGAGGCCAAAUGGAAAUUUACAUAAAUAAUUGAAACGAGCCCUUCCCUGCUGCCGUCUUGGAAGGAUGCUCGGCUAACAGAAAGACCGAGCUGCUAAUUGUGUGUUGAAGCAUCCAUACAUGUCGCCUCUGAUCUCGCAAAGCCCUUGGAGAUGUGCGUUUUGGGGGCAAAUACCCCACAGGAGAGUGUGGUUUAGUGGACAGUGUUUAACGCAGUCCUGGGAUAAAUCUCAGUCCUAACACUGAUCCUGGGCCAGUUCCAGCUUCCCAGCCUAACGUACUUUGUGGAUUGUUGAGCGAAUAAAGUGGAGCUCUGCGGGAUGUAUUUUCUUCACUGUUUUAUUCUUACGGAUUGCCCUUGAAUCCGUUUUUGAUGAAGAAAAAUAUGUAAAUGUUAAGUCGUAGUCAUUAAAAUAGAAGGGCACAGUUUGAAAAGCACCUAGUUCUUCUGUCAGAGGUAAAUCGAGUAGCCAAAGAAAUCCGGGUCUUUCCCUUAUUAGAUAAAUGCAGCGAAUAUGCACAGAUAUUUGCACGGAUCUCUCUUUAGGUAAUUAUAGCAGCAGAGAUGUAGGGCACUGAAGGCUUGCUCCUUAGCCAGCUGGUCCCCAACAAAUCCCUUGAGUUUUGAGACCAGCCACAUUCUGAACCUUCAGCUGGCCUUCCUUGCAAGUGUCUUUCUGGUGCACAAAGGCUAGAAGGUCAUUUAAGCGGGUGAUCCUUCCCCCUGAUCGUGCUGGAUAGCCAUCCUUUUCACACCAUGGUGCUGGAGGCGAGCUUUGGGGAUACCCUGGACCCCGAGAUGAACUAGGGGGUCCUAGACCCAGGCAAGCUAGAACUUUCCCUAGAAGCCAAAAAGGCGAAACGGAGGCUCUUGUACCUUAGGCACAUCACGAGAAGGCAUGACUUCCUGGAGAAGGCUGUGAUGUUAGGAAAGGCUGAGGGCAGGAGACCAAACAGGAGAUGGAUUGACUCCGUAAAGGAAGCCACCGCCUUGAGCUGGGAGAGCUGACGGCAGCUGUCACGGGCAGGAUGUCCUGGGGGCUUUCUUUCAUACGGUAGCCAUAGAUCGAAGACGACUCGAUGGCCCACAGCACCACCGACAAUGGAGAGGAAAGGGAGCUACGCAUAGGCAGCUGGGAGAGGAGGGCAGAGGUCGCCCGGAAGAGAACCCCACGGUACAAAACUCGCCCCGCUGCUGCGUUCUUUCAUGCCUCCUGCAUGUGGGCAUCGCGGAUGUGCACCCGUCACGCCACUGCCGUGGCCGCCUCUCUCACACACGCGGCACCAAGGACGGGCACGGGAGACGCCAUGGAACGUCCCUGGCAUCACCGCCCAUGGCAUUGUGGUGCAGCUGCGGUUUCUGGAGCGCCAUCAGCAGGAGGGACGCUGCCGUGAGUCCCCGGACGUCCCGCACCCCGGCCCGGGGCUCAGACCACUUUUGUCCUGCUUUGCUCACUAGCAGUGGGACUAAGCACGGUGUGUGGACAGAAGGCGGGAGAUCAUCCACCGGCAGCGCCUGGAGAGCCUCGUCGGCAGCAUGCCUGCCAGGCAGAACGCCGCCCUCCCUGGGCAGGGGCUUGGGAUCUGCCACGGGAAAAAGACAGGGGAAGAAAUUCCACCCAUGUGAGAAGCAAGAAGUGGGAGAUUAGAACUUCUCAGCGUGUGUUUGCAGGGCUGCUGUACAUUUCAGCCUUCGCCAACCAGCCUUGUUAGAUGUGUUGGACUGGAGCUGACUGGGAAUGAUGGGGCUUGAGGUCCAGUGCAUUUGGAAGCAGCCAAGAUCUUUCUCGAAUGCUGAGUGAAAAAACUCUUCUCACCUUUCCACAGAAAAGUAGUGUUUGUUUUCCUAAAAUCUGACCCAGCUCUGCCUUCCGCCUCAUCUUAUUUGCCCCUGUCACCACCUCAUUGUUGAAAGAACAGUGUGACUCCUGUUUUUGGAUUAUACGUACAGAGGGCUGGGAGAAUGUGCACAUGGGAAGGAGCAGGUGAGACUGGUCCAAGGACCUAGUCAAGUGUUCUCUUGAACAUGUACAGAAGUUCCUUCCGUGGCAAGUAGCUCCAGCUCUGGGGUCAAAGGUGGAGAUUUGGGAUUUUGGAGUGAAAUCGCUGGAAAAUGUUUGAAACACAAACAUCCGAUUACAAUUACCCCACCCCCCCAGCCCCGUGGCAGCAAAUGAUUUUUUAAGCUGCAGAUGCAGGCUUGAUUUCCUCGUCAUGGUGUGUGUUUUUCUUACACCAAUGCAUUUUCCUGGAGAAGGAGACCCAACUGCGUGGGGCCCCCAACGAGAAAGCCCCGCCUGUAUAGCCAUUGUAACCAGUGAUGGCCUCGUCCUCCAUCAUUUUUAAGGCUCUCCAAACUGGGGGCCGCCACCACCUCCUCCUGUGACUGCACAUGGGCCACCUUUAACUGUGUGUUACCUGGAAAAGUCCGUCCUUUUACGUGUCCUGAAUCUCCCACCAUCCAGCAAAUCGGGAAAAUGUUCGCCUCUGCUUCCUCACUGGGCAACACAAGAUGAAGACUGUCUGGCAGGCCGCCAGCUGCCCGGCCCUGCUCCGAGGAGGAGUCCCCGCUUCUCCCUGCACCGCAGGUACCCCGGCCAGCUUCGCCGCGCGGUGGAGGCUUUGACCUUUCCCCUGGCAUGGAGACAGGUGGCUCCACCCGCUGAACUUUCUGCCAGUGAUGCAACCGUCGCUCUCUGGGCGUGCCUCCCCACGAAGGAUGGAUUCUCUCUGCCACUCAGGUGCCCGGGGGCUCCCACUCCAGCGCGCAUUCCCCAGAAGUGAUGCAUGGAGAGAUGCGAAAGGCAUUCUGCUUGGAGAGCAGGUAACGGCGCUGGGCUGGUGACAGUUCCACGUUCCCAUCGAUCUCCGUGCGGAAGCUAGUGGGACGCUCGAACCCGGAGCCCCGUGAAUCGGAGCCUGGCCUGCUCCAUCACUGCAGCAGCUGAUCGAAACAACCAACUUGCUGGCCAGGAGAUUACAAGGAAGAUGAAGGAGUCCCGCUGCCUCACCGUGGCCACCGCUUUGCUGACGCUGGUCGCCCUGAAGGCCUACAUCGAAUGGACUGCCGAGCAGGACGAGCAGUUGCCGGCCCCGCAAGACAGCAGGUGGCACAGCAGCUCCAUCACACCCGUCACACCCGUCUGGCCCUCGGAGGAGGACUGGCUCACCUUUGUUCGGCAGCACUUCAACGAGUCCCUGCAGCAGCUCCGGCAGACCAUUCCGAGAGCAAAGGCCUACUGGAAUGCCAAGCAGCACCAGCUCUUCCGGGCCGUGGAGGGCCGCCCGGUCCACACCAAUGACUCCCAGAGCGAAUGCUCUGGUCCCACAACGGCAGAGAAGACGGCCAAGAUCAAAGAUUUUGAGUCCUACUCAGAGCUUCACAAGAAUUUCAUUCUCUACGACAACUGCCGGACCUUCCCGCUCUUGAUCAACCAGCCAGACAAGUGCAACGGUACCAAGGACCGCACGUUCCUGCUCUUGGCCAUCAAGUCCCUGCCCAAGAACUUUGCGGCCCGGCAGGCCGUGAGAGACACGUGGGGGCGGGAGGGGGAGCCCGGUGGACUGCCGGUCCGCACGGUCUUCCUGCUGGGCACGGGGCAGAGCCGCUACGGCCUCCGGCUGCAAAACAUGGUGGCGUUUGAGAGCCGCACGUACGGCGACAUCUUGAUGUGGGACUUCGAGGACACCUUCUUCAAUCUGACGCUCAAGGACUUCCUCUUCCUCAACUGGACCCUGGAGUAUUGCCGGGACGUCCGUUUCAUUCUCAAGGGAGACGACGACGUAUUUAUCAACACCCCACAGGUCUUGAGCUACCUGAGCUCUGUAGACAGCCACAGGCCCCUCUACACGGGCCAGGUGGUGUCAAACGCCUCCCCGUUCCGCGUCCACAGGAGCAAGUACUACAUCCCAGAAUCCUUCUACGUGGGCCCAUACCCUGCCUACGCGGGGGGCGGGGGCUACAUCUUCUCGGGGCCUCUUGUCCGGUGGCUUCACCUCGUCUCGCGAUACAUCGCCUUCUACCCCAUCGAUGACGUCUACACCGGGCUCUGCUUCCACGCCCUGGGUAUCCUCCCCGAGGCCCACCCCGGCUUCCAGACCUUCGACAUCGCCGAGAAGGACCGGAUGGACCCCUGUGUACACAGCAAGCUCCUCCUGGUGCACCGGCGCAGCCCCCACCAAACUCUUGACCUCUGGAAGCAGAUCAAGGACCCCAACCUCAAGUGCUGAAGCCAGCCGGGAAUGAGCAGACCUGAGUGGGGAGGGGGGUGUUGGAGGCCCACCUGUUCAGGUGCAGAAGGGGAAGCCGAGGGAGUUAGAAACUGGCGGAUUUUGGGGCCAUGGUUGGGAGUGGUCGGGCGCUGGUGUUGGGUGGAGGCGGCAUGGCUCAGCACAGAUCCAGGCUCCUUCUGAAAGUUGGAGACGGAAAAGAAGCUGUCGCCGUCAGCCCAGGCUGAGGGCCCCAGCGGUUUUGGACAGAAAUAAGAUUCGGAAACAGAGGCCUUUGGCCCAGUCCAGCUCUCCUCCUCUUAGAUUUGCAUGCAGAGCAAUGAUUGCCUGCUUUGGGAUACCAGGGAGGUGAAGGAAAAGUCGGCAUGUGCAAAGAAGCAGAUCUGUUGAAUGCAGGGUGUAAAAGGAUUGGGACUUUUGCCAAGGGUUAUCAGAAAUGGAAUGGGACGGCUACUCGGAGCAAAGCUUGUUUGACACAUUCCGUGCCCACUUCAGUUCCUAGAACCGGCAGCUGAAGUGACCUUCGAGUACAGCAAGGCUGGGGAAAUCCAAGGAGACCCAGCCAGGCAUGAACGGCACUGGAUCAGGUGGCCCAACAGGUCCGCCUGGUUAAGAGGCCUAGUUUUCGGUCCUUGACCAAAGUUAAAUGUAUUGCAAGGGUUGUAUCAAAUCAGGGAGACGCAGCAGCACCGCAAGGUCAGGGGAUAUUCCUGCAGAUUUUGAAGGGCGAUGUUGUCCCCGUCACCCUUCAGCGCCCCCAGACUGGAAGGAGGCAUCAUCGCUCCCUUGAGGACACCCUUGCUAAAUUCCUGUUCCAACUUGUAUUGACUUGACAGAAUGAGAGAGUCAUUUCAGGUGCUUUCAAAACGUUUGAUGAAAACAUGGGCUCACGCCAGCGCAGCCACGUAUUGCAAACCAGCUACCAGAAUCAGUAGCACUAGAAAUCCAAAAGAUCAGAACGGAUACCCCUCGUUCUUUCCACUUAAGCAAGUACAGAGGAAGGGAUGCAUCGGCAUGGUCUCGCGUGCCAGGGGAACCCUUCCCACCCCCUUCCCACGGUGCCUCUCUAACGGGGCCUGGCACAGAGAAAUUGGAAAGGCAAACUUUGUACAACCAAAUGCGGGGAAAAAACUUCGCCCACCGAAUUUUGGUAUGCUGAGCUGGUUUUGCAAGCGCAGGAGGGCAGGAAAGGGGGGGGGGCAAUUGUCCUGGAGUGCCCCAACUCUGGCUGGCCCCAGCUCAUCACCUUGCUGCUUCUCGUUUUUCUCACCUGCUUUUUCCCUUAGCUAACCUUUGCAUUUCCUUUCCAUGAAAAGUUCUGUUCCUUGAAGUAUUUUCCACAACUGUUCGCCCUGUGAUGCACUCUUCUAGGGCGAGUGCAGCCACUGUUGGGUAAACACAGCAGUCAAGGAAACGAGUGUGCGCUGGCGGCCUUGCCAACCACCUAGUGUUGAAGCAUGCCUGAAAAAAUGUACACCAUCCAGGAUUUGAAAAAAUAGCUGCUCUCCUAAAUUGCUGGCUGUUACUUCUUCCUAGGCUGCAUCUUGCAUAGAUGACUGAAGGAGGCUCAAGACUUUCCGUGAGACCUAUUUAAUUAGUGGGACAAGCGCAUUUUCCCCGUACCGGAAGGAUAGACAGACAAAAUAAAACGUGUCUCGGGCA